AUGAAUCCAAUCUUCGAGAUCGACACGACAAAAGCUGCUCGCUAUCCACUCCAGGAAUUUCACGAUUCUACGCUCAAGAAGCUCCUCAAAUACUUCGGCAUCCCAUUCACAGGCGAACUACUCCACUUCGCAGGGAACGACGCGCACUUUGUGCUCAGGGCUCUACUUAUGAUUGCUGUGCGCGAUGCACGGCGAGAGUUGGAGAAUAUCCCAGCGUGGGUGCCGUUGUUCGAGGCAAUUGCGCGGGCGCCGCUACCCCCAAUGCCACUGACGCGCGCACGAAAGGCGGCGAUUAAAAGGUGGGAAAUGAAGAGUCCCGAACAACAGGAGGAAGGAAGAGCUCGAUGUCGGGCAUGA
Trichoderma virens Gv29-8 is the source of this 357-nucleotide messenger RNA. RefSeq lists its product as uncharacterized. NCBI's taxonomy places the organism in Eukaryota, Fungi, Ascomycota, Sordariomycetes, Hypocreales, Hypocreaceae. The transcript has a single exon. Bases 1 to 357 code for a protein of 118 amino acids. The record is from RefSeq and is a predicted model, not a curated record.